Saccostrea cuccullata (small rock oyster) is the source of this 1088-nucleotide messenger RNA. RefSeq lists its product as uncharacterized. Bases 133 to 903 code for a protein of 256 amino acids. Lineage: Eukaryota; Metazoa; Mollusca; Bivalvia; Ostreida; Ostreidae. The transcript is spliced from 2 exons. The record is from RefSeq and is a predicted model, not a curated record.
ACGAUAUGCUAAGAUAUUUCAAAGAGAUAGGUCUAAUUAUUUAUUUUGCAGAAGAAUUUCUAAAAGAAAAUGCUAUCAAUGACGUUCAGUGGUUUGUAGAUGCAUUCAAAAAUAUUAUAACUGAUCCAACUCAUGCUGAACCUUUUUGCGAAAGGGUCAAGGAAUGGAAGAUAUUCAUGGAAACUGGCAAGAUAUCUGAUUUUACACUUGUCAAGAUAUGGGGAGAAAAUUCUUCGUAUGUUUCUCAGAAAGACAUCAUUGCACCCUACAUGGAAAAACUUAGCUAUAGUACGAACAGAGGAAGCUGCUGAAAAGGAAAUUGGACCUGUUUACUUCAUUCCUAGCAUUAAUAAAACUGAAUUCACCAAAGAAUGUAUGGCGAUAACGGAAAAUGUCAACAAAACUCCCAUAUUAAUAUUUUCUUUCAAAACUUACAUCCCUCAUUUCUUUUUCUUUAGACUUGUAGCUUUAUGCUUCUCUGUUUGGGAACCAUUACGUGAUGACCUACUCUGCAAAAACAUUGCAUUUUACAAAGAUAAAGGUGGUGACCGAAACAUUGCUAUUGCAGUAAACAAAACCUCUAUUCAGUUACAAGUGCUUACACCGGAUAAAGCAAUCCAGCUGACAAAAGACAAAAUUAAACAGAUCAGAUCAAAGAGUGAGAGGAUGAUGAAUGACAUAACAUCCACAUUCCAUCAACAAGUUCUCUUUGAAGUCGGAUACACGUGUAAAGAUAUAAAUAUCACUGAGGAGGAUGAAGAUUUCUUUUUAAGUGAGAAAACAGUGGCAGAACUGACAACCAACAAAAGAAUUUGCCCCCAUCAUGUACCCCCAACGAAGCAUGAGAAACACGACAUAGUUCGUGACAAUUUGUUGUAUUAUUGGUACACGGGCACUGAAUAACGUACUAGAAGCAGCGUUCAUUGUUUCAAAGCAAUUUUAGCAUCUCCAGAAAUCAAGAAAGUGGAUUACUCUGAACAUUUUGCGCAACAACCUAUUAUUUUUCCAUACUUAUUAUUGACUAAUGAUAGUGUAUGUACAUAAAUUUUAACUUGUGUAGUCACGAAAAGAUUGAAAAAAAUUUACUA